Molecule: messenger RNA, 5267 nt
Organism: Salmo salar (Atlantic salmon)
Lineage: Eukaryota; Metazoa; Chordata; Actinopteri; Salmoniformes; Salmonidae
Product: roundabout homolog 2
Molecular function (GO): protein binding
Source: RefSeq, a predicted model, not a curated record
GGUUUCGUAGCGGAGAUAUGUUUCUCAGUUCAGCAUGUGCGUCAGUUGACAUUCGUAAACUGGUCAUCUCUUAUUCCAGGAACAGGGCACACAUACAGAGAUUCGAGCGGGAGCGCAACUUCUCAGACGAAGCUGUCUUGUUUGUAUUUUAUAGAAGAUUAAUAUAUUUACGUAUCGAUUUCUUGUUUUAUGGUAGAACGACUUGCUGAGGACGUUUCGCUACAAGAUGAUUUCAUUAUGAUUUUGCGUGCAUGUGUUGGGGCGAAGUGAUGUUACAAUGCAUUUCUUCAGGCGAAAUUGUCAUGGGGCCCGGAGAGCUGUUGUCAAAGUUCGGCGGGGCGAUUUUUAACGCUUGAAAAAUCUAACUGAGCUCGUAGUAAGCACUAAUUGUUUACCUCUGAUAUUGAAUGUGACAGAGGGUUUAAAAUCAGUUUGGACAUAGACCAACCUGUCACCACGCAAAAAUGACAAACUACAAGAAUAUGGAGACACAUAGCACCCAUGUCCUGCUAUUGACGGUAUCAAUCAUCUGUACCGCAUCAGGGUCCCGGGCACGUUUUGAGGACAGCCCACCUUGGAUCGUGGAGGACCCCUCUGACCUGAUUGUGUCCAAGGGGGAGCCUGCCACCCUUAACUGCAAGGCAGAGGGGAGGCCUAACCCCACUGUGGAGUGGUACAAGGACGGUGAGCGGGUGGAAACAGACCGGGAUGACCCUCGGUCUCACCGCAUGCUCCUUCCCAGCGGCUCCCUCUUCUUCCUGCGUAUUGUCCACGGACGACGCUCUAAACCAGACGAGGGCGUCUACACCUGUGUGGCACGUAACUACCUAGGAGAGGCUGUCAGUCGCAACGCUUCGCUGGAGGUAGCCAUCCUGAGGGAUGACUUCCGCCAGGCCCCCAGUGAUGUGGUGGUGGCAGCCGGUGAGCCAGCGGUCCUGGAGUGUGUUCCCCCCCGCGGUCACCCUGAGCCCACCGUCUCCUGGAAGAGGAACAACGCCCGCGUCAGCAACAAGGAUGACCGCAUCUCUAUGCGUGGGGGGAAGCUGAUGAUCUCCCACACCAGGAAGAGUGAUGCUGGCAUGUAUGUGUGUGUGGGCACCAAUGUGGUGGGAGAGAGGGACAGUGAUCCUGCUGAGUUGGUGGUGUAUGAGCGUCCUGUGCUGAUGCGGAGGCCGGUGAACCAGGUGGUGAUGGAGGAAGAGACCAUUGACUUCCUGUGUGAGGUACAUGGAGACCCCGCUCCCACAGUACGCUGGCGCCGAGAGCAGGCAGAGCUCCCCCGCGGGAGGUUUGAGAUCCGCAGUGACAACAGCCUGCGUCUGACUGGGGUGAGGGAGGAGGACGAGGGAACUUAUACCUGUAUGUCUGAGAACAGCGUGGGCAAGACGGAGGCUUCAGCCAUGCUACAGGUCCAUGUGCCCCCACAGAUCGCCAUUAAACCCCGGGACCAGAUCUCAGCUCAGGGGCGCAGUGUCACCUUCCGCUGUGGCACCAGAGGAAACCCCUCACCUGCCAUCUUCUGGAAGAAAGAAGGAAGCCAGAUUCUGCUGUUUCCUGGCCAGCACUUCUCCCAGUCCGGCCGCUACUCUGUGUCCAUGAGUGGAGAGCUGUCCAUCACCGACGUGCACCCAGAGGAUUCUGGGUAUUAUAUCUGCCAGGCCAUCAGUGUAGCAGGAAGUGUCCUGACCAAAGCCCUGCUGGAGGUGGAAGGGGGUCCUUCACACCAUGUUCCACCAAUAAUCCGCCAAGGCCCAGCCAAUCAGACGUUGGCUCUGGGGUCCGUUGCCCAGUUUCACUGUCAUGUGAUUGGUGGACCCUCACUAAGGAUCGGGUGGGAAAAGGACGGGAAGAGGAUUGUGGAGGACGACCCCCGCAUGAACCUGAUGGAGAACGGGACACUGCAGAUCACUAAUGUUGAGGAUAUGGACUCGGGAAUGUACACUUGUGUGGUGUCCAGCGCCACGGGCGAGUCAAGCUGGAGUGGGACACUCACCAUGAGAGAGGAUGGAGCCCCUGGGUCAUCAGUUCCCCGGGUGUCAGAGUCCAUCCAGCUGCCAGGCCCGCCCCAGAAGCCUGUGGUGACGGAGGUGACCAAGGGCACAGUCACCCUCACCUGGCAGUCCAACCCCCACGAGGGUGGGGCCGCUGUGACCUCCUACAUCAUCGAGGCCUUUAGCCAAUCCGUUGGCAGUGUGUGGCAGACGGUAGCUGACUACGUGAGACAGGAGAAGCACACGGUCAUUGGCCUGUACCCAAACACUGUCUACCUGUUCAUCGUCCGAGCGGUCAACUCCUACGGUCUGAGUGACCCCAGCCCCAUCUCUGAACCCAUCAGGACACAGGAUGGGAGUCCUACAGAGCAGGGGGUGGACCACAGACAGGUGCAGAGAGAACUAGGGGAGGUGUCUGUCUACCUGCAGAAGCCUGUGGUCCUAUCACCCACCAGUGCCCAGGUCUCCUGGACUGUGGCGCAUCAGUCUCAGUAUGUGCAGGGCUACAGGCUGCUGUACCGCUCCACUGGCAGCGUCUGGUUGGUCCAGGACGUGAAGGCGGGGCCUGAGCUUAGCACUGUCCUAUCAGACCUGCGCACGGACACAGAGUAUGAGGUGAAGGUCCUUCCCUACUUCAACGAGCUGCAGGGACUGGACAGCCCCCUGGUGCUGCUACGCACCCCCAAGGAGGUGUUGAGUGCUCCCCCGCAGGCUGUAUCAGUGGUCCAGCUCAGCAACAGCUCCAGCAUCCGUGUCUCCUGGGAGCCUCCCUCCUCUGACGUUCAGAGUGGUACAGUCCUGGAGUACAAGGUCUGGUGCCUGGGAAGAGACUCUGAGAUGAAGACAGAGAGCCAUAUCAACAGAACAGUGGAUGGAGCAGUAUUGUCCAUCCUACUGACUGGGCUGCUACCAGACCUCCAGUACAAUGUGAUGGUGGCUGCAGUCACCAUCUUGGGAGUUGGUGAACACAGCCCACCUAUAGACCUGGUCCUCACCCUGUCACUGGACAUGCCUUUAGACCCUCUGCAGAAAGACAGCAGCCUCAGUCUAUCAGAGCAGAUUACGGGUGUGGUCUGCCAACCAGCGUUCAUCGCUGGGUUGGGUGUGGCUCCGUGGCUGGCGCUCAUGGGCUUCAGUGGUUGGCUGUACUGUCGCCACCGCAGGAAGAAGGAGCUGGGACACUACACCACCUCAUUCGCCUACACACCUGCAGUUGGAUUUGCUCACAGUGAAGGAUCUGGUCUCAGCAACGGAAGUAGACCAGGGAUGCUGGGCUCUAACAUGGGGAACGUUGCCCAGAAUGGAAAAGACUCAGUCAACUGUUGCUCUGGCAAACUGGACUCUACAGACAGAUACUACAACGUUGCCAUCUCCAAUUACCUGAGCCAGUCUGAGAAAUACAGCUCAGUGUCAACUGACAGUCCCAUCUACAGCACCAUCAAUACAGCUGCUGCUGAGGACUUGCAGGGUUUAGCCUACUACAACACAUACUCCAACACCCCCUGCACCCAGGGCCCUGACUCCUAUGCCAGUACCCCCGUCCUCUCCAACUCGGGCCUCUUCAGUCUGGUGCAAGACCUGGACCAGUGGACCAUCCAGUCUGGACAGUCUGUAGAGUACGCCAAGAUAAGCAAUGCCAAGCUGGUGAAGCAGAGGUCAGUGUGUCCUCCAUUUAAGCCUGCACCACUCAACUGGGAGGACGUUCUGUCUCUACCACUGCCUGCUAAUAAAGGACGUGGUUACACCAAGAGAGCUCAGGAUGAGGGGAGGAACAGUAGCUCCGAUGAGGAGGACAGGUGUCCCCCGCUGCCAGCAAGGACUUACCUGAUGGAUGGCUCCAGGCAGGUUUUACCCAGCCUUCCCUCCUUCAAAAGAGAGAAGCUGGCCCAGGACACCACCUCCAGCCUACAGUCCACAGCCACGCUUCCCCCCUCCCCCCAAGAGGAGACACGCCCCCCCAACCCCAACGACAGCCCCCCGCUGCAGCACUUUGACCUGCGGGUCAACUACGAGUCCAGUUCCCAGGUCUCCCAUUCCAACCCCAACCUGUUUGCCAAUAUAGACGCCUAUGACGUCAGCGGGCCAUACCACACCAGCCAAUGGGGAGACCCCUUCACAGGGGAGAGCUUUACUUCAGAGAGAAGUGGCAGAGGAGGACAAUCUCCUCCUUUCCCGGCUGACUCCUCAUACGCUACACAGGGCCACAGAACCAGAAGCAAGAAGAAAGCCCUCAGGGAGUGCCAGCACCGACAAGAGCUGCAUGACCAAGCAGUCUGUGCAGACCUGCCCCCUCCGCCAGCCCCACCCCCUGCAGCAGAUGACCCCAUGCAGCUCCUGGUUGAUGUGCUGGGCUGUAGCCAGACGUCGUCGGCGGAGAACUCGCCGGCCCUACAGAGGAGAGGAGACUACUCCUCACCCCAGAAGAGAGGGCCUGCCAUGAGGGGCUCACAAGAUGAGGGGGUAAUCCCGUACUACCCGUCCAGCUUUCUGCCCCGGGGUCAGAUGUCCGGCUACGGUUCCCUUGGUGGAGGGGCCUCCUCGCGGGCUUCAACUGGACAGAGAGGGCCUGGAGUUGCCCAGAGGAGGGACGAGAACCUCCUAUAGCUGGAAGCAGAUUAUGUGAUGUGAAGUUCUCCGCCAUGGUUUUUUUUAAAGGUUGUUUUGCUGAACUCCAGCCUGUUGCCAUGGUAUCAAAGAAGAGCUGAAGACAAAAGUGAAAGCAUGUAGGCUUGCCACCUGCCUUUUCGAUAUUGGUUCAUAUUUGUGUUUUUUAUCGUUUGAUUAUUCAUAAUUUGUAUGUGAUUUUAUGUCGUGCCUCGAUGUAUAUAGACAUCUUAGCAACUUUUUUUAAACAGGACCUUGGAUAAAGAUAAUAUAUUGUAUUUUGAGAAAAAGGAUAGAAAAAGUCUUAAAAUUACUGUAGAUAUUAUACAACAGAUUUUUGAAUGUACUUCUGUUUGUUGUUUACCCUGAAACCCUGGUGAUGUUUGUGUGAUGAAAGGAUAUGAGGCAGAAACUCUGUUAACAAGACCAUCAGAGAGUUGGGCAUAUGUUUGUGUUUACAGUUUCUCUCUCGCUGUCAUUGUGGCGUAAACCUCCUACUUCUUCUAAACAGACAUAUCGAUCUUAUCAACACCAGAUGAAAUAGCCUUGUCCUUUUAGGUUGUGAUGCUGAAAAUGUGUGAACCUAUAUCCUUGUUGAACACCAAUUGUUAUGUUCUGUCAUCAGUUGAAUGAUUUGUUAAAAAAUACCAAUAAAACAUUUGUUACUCUAAA